AACAUUAGUUAUUGCUUUAACUGUUUCCCGUUUACUUUCACUACUCGGAAAAUCUGUUGCAGAUAUGUGGAGAUAGGAUUUGAGUCAGGCAUUCCAGUGACAGUGAACGGGAAGAGGCUAUCCCCAGGAAAUUUGGUUGCUGAGCUUAAUGAGAUAGGUGGAAGGCAUGGAAUAGGCUGUGUCGAUAUAGUUGAAAACCACAUUGUAGGCCUGAAGAGCCGAGGAGUUUAUGAAACUCCAGGUGGCACCAUUUUCUUCACCGCAGCAAGAGACUUAGAGAGUUUAACACUCGAUCGUGAAACACUUCAGCUUAAAGACUCGUUAGCAAUUAAGUAUGCAGAGUUAGUGUAUGCUGGAAGGUGGUUCGAUCCUCUUCGUGAGUCAAUGGAUGCAUUCAUGGAAAAGAUCUCAGAGAUUACAACAGGUUCAGUGAGUUUGAAACUGUAUAAAGGCAGUGCUUCUGUGACGGGUCGGAAGAGUCCUUCUGUUAAUUAAAAAUCUUUGUUCAUUCAAAAAGGUAAACGGCAUCUUUGAUUUAUCGAGAUAAAAUCUAAAUUGCAUUAUUAUAAUUGAUACAAUAUUUAAACCAUAAGUUAACAUGAUUUUUCUUUGUUUUCAUCGAUGAUUGUGAUCUUUGGUGUCAACGAUGGUAUAAUUAUGGUGUUGAGUAGUGAAAUAUUCUUGAUAGUAUAUUGUUAAAUGAUCAUGCAUAAAAAUUUGUAACAUAAGUUGACUAAGAAUGAAAGUUCGUUCGACCAUGUAAGCAAUUUUUAAGAUAAAAAGAUAAAAACUCCUUUAAAACUGUAAAGGACCUUGGUGCAAUUUUGCCACUAACUUGAGUAUUGCUACUCAAUCAUUUCAGAUUCAUACUCAAUGAAUUCAUAGUGCAAAGUGGUCAGGGUGCAUAAAUUUGUUAACGAACUCUAGAGUUCACAGAGGACUACAAGUAAUUUUAUAAUGAUAAUUCUAUGAGUAAUAUAUAGUAUAUAAUACAUAAUGUAUACAAUACUAUACUAUAUACUUUACAAAUCAAAAUGCUUGGUUGAUGAAAG
Messenger RNA from Medicago truncatula (barrel medic), 1052 nucleotides. RefSeq names its product argininosuccinate synthase, chloroplastic. The annotation marks the transcript as partial. The transcript has a single exon. Gene Ontology annotation, molecular function: ATP binding; argininosuccinate synthase activity. Gene Ontology annotation, biological process: urea cycle; L-arginine biosynthetic process. The record is from RefSeq and is a predicted model, not a curated record. Gene Ontology annotation, cellular component: cytoplasm. NCBI's taxonomy places the organism in Eukaryota, Viridiplantae, Streptophyta, Magnoliopsida, Fabales, Fabaceae.